This is a messenger RNA of Mizuhopecten yessoensis (Yesso scallop), 1107 nucleotides long. RefSeq names its product chromatin target of PRMT1 protein-like. Bases 139 to 1005 code for a protein of 288 amino acids. NCBI's taxonomy places the organism in Eukaryota, Metazoa, Mollusca, Bivalvia, Pectinida, Pectinidae. The transcript is spliced from 9 exons. The record is from RefSeq and is a predicted model, not a curated record.
GUACCUACAAGCAAGUGUGUAUCGAGUGGACCAGCGCCAUUAUUGACACAUCUUGAAUUAUCGACAUCCAAAAGUAAUCCGUUAUAAUCACGACAAUUCAGAGCCAUCUCUAAAUUUCGUUACACUGAGUUGUAAAAGAUGUCGCAGAUUCCGGCCAAAAUAGUGCUUAAAAGCACCACGAAAAUGUCGCUGAACGAUAGAUUCACCAACAUUCAAAAUGCAAGACCAGCCCAACAAGCCACCGUCCAGAACAUUCGUGCCAAAAUGGUUGCCCAGCAACAAGCGUCUGUCGCCAACCGUCGUCUGGCCCUCCAGAUGGCCAACAGACCCACAGUACAAGCUGCUCUCCGGGUAAAGAAGCAAAACUUGAAGCAGAGGCUUGGUGUUAAAGCGAGACUGAACUUGAACGCUGUGAGAGGUGGAGCUGCCGGUGGAGCUGUCGGUGGAGGCGGGGAUGGACGUGGACGUGGUGGCAUGAGGGGGAUGAGGGGACGCGGAGGAUUCCGAGGUGCUCGCGGCCAGAGAGGAGGUGGUGAUGCCAUGAGGAUGGGCAAUCAGCGCGGCAUGAGACGGGGACGUGGCGGAGGGGAUGUCGGAAAUAGGGCACGAGGAGGGUUCGGACGAGGUCGUGGAAGGGGAAACUUUCAGAACCAGGCACAGAAUCAGGCACAGAACCAGUCACAGGACAACUCCAUGGGAGGGUUCCGAGGGGGACGUGGCAGGGGAUUCAGGGGAGACAACUGGAGAAGCAGGGGAGACAACUGGAGAAGCAGGGGUAGAGGUCAAGGAGGCAACCGUGGCACAGGACAAAGUCCCAUGGGAAGGGGGCGUGGCCGAUUCCAGAGGGGGCGUGGUCGUGGAGGUCAGCGAGGCAGAGGUCGUGGGGGCAUACAGACACAGGUCAGCAAAGAGGAUUUGGAUAACCAGCUGGACGUCUACAUGUCUAAGACCAAGAACUACCUUGACCACGAACUGGAUGCCUACAUGCAGCAGAGCGACAUCUGAGAUAUUGGGAAGCACAGGAAAUGUUAGAGAAAACAUCCGGAGGAAAAACAUUACACGGAGACCUCAGGAAACAUCGGAAAUGUUACAGAAAACAUCCAGAGA